This is a messenger RNA of Amoebophrya sp. A25, 6428 nucleotides long. NCBI's taxonomy places the organism in Eukaryota, Dinophyceae, Syndiniales, Amoebophryaceae. The record is from the annotation of a GenBank genome assembly.
CCGAAAUAGUCGACAGAGACGAAGGAAGGAUAUGCAUAUGGUGCAAGAUGAUUUUAGUUGGGCGUAAUGACUAAUACUGAUGCUUUUCUCUAGAAGCUCUAUGAGUUGUAUGCGAAUAUCAAGAUGGUCGUUAAUUUAUUAAAGAACUUGAUUGCAAGCUUUAAACUGAUUAACUAAUUUGUACAACUAGCUACAACUAGCUACCUACAAGAUAUCAUUUUGGAUCACAUUACUUACUUUGUAAAGAUUAUUGUGCGAAGCCGAAGGAAAAACUACUUGGAUCCAAAUCUAUAACAAAGAAAGAUAUCGACUCAUAUCCAUAUGAGUGUAUAAUCUAUGUUAUUGUUAUAAAUGUCAAAUAUGCAUGGAAGGAGAAUAUCGCUUGGCCGUUAAUCGAACAAAAACAGAUGGUGGGAAGUCGGAGCAGUAGAUUUCCAAGUCUCCGGACGUGGACAGCACUUCUGUCCGUUGCUGUGAAUGUUGUAGCAGCACUAAAAUUGCAAGGUGGGAAACGCGGAAAGCAAAAAAAUAAAGGAAACAACAAGCGCAACAUCAAGAACAAGACUGGGCUCGACCUGGAGGCGGACCCGGAGGAAGGCGAUGGAAGUACUUCUGAUUCUUCGAGUACCAACGCAACCAAUGUGACAACGGUAUCUACUUUCGAUGAAGCUCCUGGCGCUAUAUCUGCAUCUGCUGCGUAUAGUUCGCCUACAGGAGGAGGCCUCAAAUCUGCGUUGCUGAAAGGCCCCUCAAAAAGGAAGAUGGAAGGAAUGAGCGUGAAGCUUGACCCGAGCACCCUAUACAAAGGUAUUCAUCGUGUUUCCUAAGAAAUUUGGAUUUGCAUUGUUGGUUUAAUCUACUUAGAUAUUUUGAGAAAAGAUAGAUGUCUCCUCGCCGAUUGCAGCAGCGUUUGUGGACUAAUAGAGUAGUUCUUUCCAAAACCAUAAAUUUUUGCUAUGUUGAUUUUGAUGCACCUUCUGAUCAAUACGGAGCGGAUAUCAGCGGCUUCAUCUAACACAGUCAAUGUUGUAUUAAUUCAAAUUCAACACACGGACCCUUCUAUUGGUAACGCCUUCAUCUACUUGUUCUUGUUGUUGUUUGCGCAGGUCUGCCGCACAGUUACGAACCGAAACACGAAACGGGCGAGGCAGGCAAAGUUCUCUGCAAAGCUCUCUGGCAAAAAAAGUAUCUAUGGCUCCGAUUUCGACUUCACGACUUUAUCUCUCGGGGUGGAGACUUCAGUCAUUUCAAGCACUGUUCUCUCCGCUUCAAAGCUUAUUAGCAUGCUUGCAGAAGCAAGCAUACUACCACCAUCCAAUAGAAAGAUCUUCUACGUCGCACGCGCACCAAUAGAAAGAUAUACAUCUAAAAAUAGCAAGAGCCAACUAAGUUUAUCGAAUAAGUGAAAUAAGAUGAGCUGCAAGGAUUGCCAUAGAGGAGUAGCUAGCACUUGGUUAGUAUUGAGCAAUCUCAAGAUCGCGUAGUAGUCGGCAGGUGGUGAAUCGGGUUGAGGAGAUACUGACCGCAAUCGACUAAAGAGAGGCACUUAUAGAUGUAGAUGCGCCUUUACUCAAUUAUAGAAAGAAUAUAUAUAAUUCAGGGCCGGACGGUCCCCCCCCCUCCGCCCCCCCCUGUGGUCUGGUCUGUGGUGGCGCGCGCGCUUUUCCGCGCGGAUUUUUCGCGGAUUCUAAUGGUGGAAGGAAAACUUGGCGCGGGCCUCCCCUUGGGCCUCUCAGCGUGUUCCCAAGGGACCCCCGCCCUGGCCUCUGUAGACCCUCGCAGGCGGGAGGUCUCCGGGGUAAAAGGCGGCCACGGUCGCAAGAGCAAGCAAUCCGAUGGCCAAGGGCCCGGAGGGUCCAGGCGGCACGGCUCAGGGGGUCCAGCCCCUCGCCUUUUGCCGCCUUCGGAGCCCUUCCGCUGCCGGCGCACUGCUGCGGCGGCGAAGCCUAGCGGAUGCAUUUAGGGCACAGGCAGGCACCUGGACGGGAGCGCAGGCGGUCCCUUCGGCCUCUUUUCAAGCCUCCCACCACCAUCGGAGGCCCCUGGGGAACAGCCAGGCAGCUGGAAGGGAGCGGAGGGGGGAGGUCCCUGGGCCUCCUUUUGAGGCCUUCCACCCCCGGCAGACGCCCUAAAAAGGGGGCCAGGGCCAUAUAUACAACCUAAGGAGGUAGAAUAAGCUACUUAAGUCCUUCUCGCCACCUUUUUUACCAUCGAGUAGAACGGACUCGACUAUCGAGUACGAGGCCAUAUUUUGUAUUUUUAUUCAGCUGUACGUAGUACCAGGCAAAUUAUGAAGCGUCGCCCGUCUCCGUGUGCGUCUUUGUCGCAUCCUCCUCUAAUGUUUGCUUUGCUCUUGAUCAAGGAUGAGACGAUGUGGCAAACGCGUGACGAGCGAGAACAACAUAGAGAAGCUCUUGCAAAGCUUUUCGGAAAGUUGAAGGACACUUUUGAAGGCAUGGUCAAGCACGGGAUCCCUCUCGUGCUGAUGGAAAGCGAUGAAGUUUUAGACUUGGAGAAUCCAGAUGCACUUGGUGACCAGCAGGCAAAAGCAGGAGUUGCAGAAGCAGGAAGUGUCGGCGUCCACACCAGCGUUCUUGAGGAUCAGGCACAAGCAGGAGUUCGCGUCCACACCUCCGAGGACGUUCUUGGGGAUCCGGCAGAGAAGAUAGCAGGAAGUGCCCUCGCCGACGUUGAGGACCACGCACAAGCAGGAGCUCUUGGCCGCACCACCAUCAAAGUUGAGGACUUCCACUCGUCGACUCCGCAGAACUUCUACCUGUUGACUUUUGAUGCAUUGCUUGACUACAUGCGCGAGGUGUAUGCCGCGAUUCAGUGGAGCCUGGAGUAUGAAGAGGGGGUUACGUCUCCGGAUCUUGCUCGCUUGUAUGCUAUCGUGGACGAUAUCGCGAGCUGUGACAACGAGGACUUGAUAAAAAAGAAGGACGACAUCUUGGAUGAGAACGCAAGACCUAGUUUAGAAACCCUCAAAAAAUUUUUCGAUUUAUGAUCAGGUUAUUACUGUUGUUGCUGUUGUUGGUGGAUACCUAUCUAUGUAUCUAUUUAGAAAUAAAAGAGUAAGGAUCUAAAACAGUCAAUCAUUGACAGCACGGGAAAAGUAAAUCUAAAAAGUCACCUUCUGACAUUUUUUUGUGAUUUCUUCUUAGCUGAGGCUUUUUCGCAAAGUAAUGGCUCAUCAUCUCUAAAUAUGAAAGCAGAAAAGGAUCCGAGCGUAAAGGCAGCUGCAGGUAUGCGGGAAAGAGCCGUUAAGAAGCGAGAGAAUUUUCUUAAAGGCGCCUGCCAGAGUACGCGGGAAAAAUGGAUAUUCGGACCGGAUUUUUUUUCUGAUAAUGUUGACGUGGUAUCCGGCGGCCGCGCCGAACAGCCUUCUGGUUCUGCUGGUGGUGCAUUCUCAUCGUCGUCGAUGCAGGAGCAGGAGGAUAGAAGCAAUCCUUCCGAUGCCGAACAAGAGGAAACAGUAGACAUAGCUAUGUGGGAAUUAACAGCGUCAUCUGGGUCCCCAAGUAGCAGAGCCCAUCAUGCCCAGGAAGAUGAAGAAGACAAUGUUGAGAAAAGAAGCUUAACUUCUAGUAGGUCAGCUUUGUUGCGUACAAAAAUUUGCUGCGCGUCAAAAGAAUCGCCAAUGCCAGAUGAAGGAACGUCAUCUUGUACCUCAUUAACUCAACAACGUCAAACAAGAAGCAGAAACAAAGAUGGAGAACAACAUGCAGAGGAAGCAGGAGAACGAGCACAAUCAACACGGCCGAAAAGUCCAGAGGAGCUGCUCAACGAUCUAAAAAGGAAGAUCAUGCACUCUAGUGUAGUCCAAAAGGGGAUGGAAAAGCUUCGAGGACCUCUCACCGUACUCCUCAACAUGCUAUCAUGUUUAAGGGCAGUCGAUCAUUAUCUCGUUCUCGCGUGUGUGAGGAGGUAUCCAUAUGUAUCCUGAGUACUUAAUUGUAGGCAACUAUUGGCUUUCCCUUUAAAUUGGAAGGGGAAACCAUGCGCCUGCAGGGAAACUCUACUACUCAGGGAAACUCAACUCAGGAGUACCAUUCCGUGUCCGUGACGGAUAAUGAUCGACUAGCUUUAACAUGUCAAGCCCACAGACGCAGGUCGACGCCUUUCCUCCUCUCUCACGCGCAUGAAGUGACGGAGGCGCCUCUUCUCAACCCCAUUGAGGACCCGGAGAAACGUCGCUUGUUGCGCAACAAAAGGUUCCUCGCUCUACGAUUCGACUCCGAUUUCUGGUAUUACUGAAAAACUAAAACUUUUACUUUAGAUUUUGAUUUUCUUUCGCUACGUCUACUUCUUAUUCUUUCAUCUUGCGUAAUGCAAAUGAUUACCAGUAUCUCGUGUCAUUUGACAAGCGAAUCUUCUAUUUGGUUUAUGGAAAUUUCAGGCUGUAGCUUAGACCCGUAUUGCAAAUAAACAUGGAUGAUGCAUUGAAGUACUUACUUUUCAUUAUCUUCUCGUCCACCAGGGCGUCGCACUUGCGAGGUUUGGCAUGGGGAAGCCUCGACUUCUUCUUAGAUGUAGUGGAGAACGACGACCCCUCCUGGCACUUGGAGAAAAAGAUGCUAGUAGAGCAAUGGCCCACAGCGGACUUGGCAGCAAAGGAAAUUGUGAUCAUCGCUACUCGCCGUGAACUCCUGGACAAAGAAAGUGGGGUCCCUGUUGUGCCAGGGGUCUCAUUUGCACCGGAAAGAUUGCUCGCCAGGAGGUGUGAGAGGAGGGCUACUAAGUCCUCUAGUACUUCAGAAAAGAGAGCAGCAGCAGUAACAUUAACAUCGUCAUCGACCGCAUCUUCAGCGCCAUCGAAAUCUGUGGAUCGUGAGGUACCUUCUAGAGAAGAUGGCGAAGCCGCCAGUGCCAGUGGCAUGGAUGUUGGCCGACCUCAGUCAGGAUCUGAAGGGGAAGCAACAAGCUCAUCAUCUUCAGGUGGCCAACAAGUGGUAGCUAGUGCACCAGAUGAACUUUUAGCAAGUAGUCCACAAGAUGAACAAGACCACGAAAGUGAUAGCAGCUUACGCGAAUUAGAAGCAGGUGCUGAAAGUGGCGUCGAAGGUGACGUUGAUGGUGAGUCAGCAGAUCAAUCGGGGAAUGAGUGCACGACUCCUCUCUUCCUGGAUACUACUGACUAUACUACAGUGACCACGGAUCCUGCAGCGGAACGACGACUGUCCAAGAAAGUGGAAGAAAUUCAUGUGUCAACACCAUCAUCCACUCAUACAACUAGUAAACCCUUCUUGCCGUUAACGCUAUCACCAGUAACUGGUGGCGGUAGUUCUUGUCCUGGGGCGGGAGGAGCAACAGCAAUAGAAGGAGAAGCAGAAGACUUACCAACCGUUCCUGGGCACGAUCCAUCUGAUUCUGAGUGCACAAGGAAAGUCUUAAGAACCGCAGAGCAGGCUUCUACAAGGUGUGAUGUAGGAGCGGAAGAGACUACAAAAAAGAAGAACAACCGUACUAAAAGGAAAACAACAGCACUAUCACUAUCUGCAACUGCAUCAAGUAGUAAGACUGGCUCGACGACAGCCGCUCCAGAACCGGUUUUGUGCAGCACCACGACUCCACCUCCGAAACAAAUACAAAUACCUUCAAGUGCAACAGUCCAGCAAGACGAAAGAAGAGAAGCACAGACACAGUCGACCGAAAAGCAAGAAGAUAUUCUUCUUGAACCAUGUGUUCGCGUUCAACGCAAGCCAGGAGGAGCCAUACCUGGUCACGAUUGCUUCCGGGACGACGAAGUUGAUGAUCCCAGCAGAGCAGGCACCGCUCCUGCCGCAGUAGACCCUCAAGUAAAAAGUGGUAAAAAAAGUGAUACAAUCAAAUCUCCAGGAUCGCUGUCCGGGUCUGCCACUCCCGCCUCCACCAUGGCAGCGUCGACAAGGGCGCCGUCCCCGGUUCCUUACGGUGAAGGACCCGAUGCUACUGAUGGUGUGGAGACCUUGUCUCCUUCUUCAUCAAAGGCGGAAAUAGAUACUAACGCUGAUCCUGAUGACGCGGAGCUGCGCGUGCGCGACUAUCUGAAUGCGGCUAAGAAGAUGGAGGUUGCUUUUGCCCGACUGACGGUGAGCGACGAUAGUAAGGCCAUGCUGACUGACGAUGAUGACCAACACGAAGAAAAGGUGCAAUCAGAUGAAGACGACCUCGACCAGCACAGCGUCAGCGAAGAGCCAGAGACGAAAAUGCUGCAAUCAGAAGAACGAUCUGAAGGCGAACAAGAUGGCCUCGUUCUCGAGGAACACAAAGAGCGUAGGACUGUUGACCUUGCCGUAGGAAGUGAUGAAGGAGAGGCUGAUCUCGAUUUGGCGUGGUUUGGUCCCACUCCAGCACCCAGUGAGUUGGACCAAGAGGAAUUUCAGGAGCGUUACCGAGAGGUCCUCGGAAUCUCAUGCGAGAGCCAAGAGGACGACACACAUAAGUAG